Sipha flava (yellow sugarcane aphid) is the source of this 716-nucleotide messenger RNA. RefSeq names its product glycine cleavage system H protein (gene ppl). Gene Ontology annotation, biological process: glycine decarboxylation via glycine cleavage system; protein lipoylation. The transcript is spliced from 5 exons. The coding region runs from base 153 to 644 and encodes 163 amino acids. The record is from RefSeq and is a predicted model, not a curated record. Lineage: Eukaryota; Metazoa; Arthropoda; Insecta; Hemiptera; Aphididae. Gene Ontology annotation, cellular component: glycine cleavage complex; mitochondrion; cytoplasm.
AAAAAUGAACAAAUGAUCUUUAGUGUCAUUGUUUAGUGAUAGGGAUUUCUAAUGUUUGAUAAUCAUUUUAAAGUUUAAAAUAAUAUAUCUCAUAACUGUAACUGAAAUAAUUGUCUUUUUCAUAACUAUUUUUAAAAAUCUUUCUAUUAAAAAUGUUUUCUUCAAAAGUUAUUGGAAUCACCAAAAUAACUAGAUGCACUUGGACGAAUAUGAAUAAUGUACAAAUGUUACUUACAAACUCCAUGCGUUUUUCUACUUCUAGUAUCAAAGAUCGUUAUUAUACAGAUAAACAUGAAUGGAUUGAUGUAAACAAUAAAAUUGGUACUGUUGGAAUUUCACAUUAUGCUCAAGAUGCUUUAGGUGAUGUAGUAUAUGCUGAACUGCCUGCUGUUGGAACAGAAGUCAAAAUAAAAGAUGAAUGUGGUGCUUUAGAAAGCGUGAAAGCAGCAAGUGAAUUAUACAGUCCCGUUUCAGGCAAAGUUGUCGAGAUAAAUUCUCUAGUGGAAACAAAACCAGCAUUAAUAAAUCAGUCCUGUUAUAAAGAUGGAUGGCUUUUCAAAUUGGAACUUUCUUCUGAAGAAGAAAUAUCAAAUCUAAUGAAUGAAGAGCAAUAUGGUGAAUUCAUUAAACAAGAUCAUAGUUAAUGUUAAAUUAAAUAUUAAUUUUUUUUAGAAAAGUAUAGAAUGUUAUUAUUUGUUAAAAUUAAUAAUUUAUUU